AUGGGUCAGGCGGAAAAGUCUCUUGGGGAAACAAGAAUCCGACGGACAGGAACCCUCGGGAACCCUUACUGGGGAGGGGGACCCUACGAAAUCUCGGAUCCAGUGAUCGGGGACUAUCGGACUCAGGGACUCAACGGAAAAAGGACCACCGGCCACCUGGGGAUGUUAGAGCAUUUGAAAGUAUAUUUCAAAUGGGAAGUCAAUCUGGCCUACGGCAGGGUCACAGGAAGGUCCCAAAAAAGGCCUUCGGGCAUUCUACCAAGAACAGCCCCCCCCCCUUUGGAUUGUAGGUUUCCUAGGCAACGGCGGGAGAUGGUAGGGACAUCGGCGCAGAAAAUACACAUUUUGGCAUCGCAUGCUCCUACCGAUAGGGACACUUUGGUAGCUUUAUGCCUUAAUAGGCUUCGGUAA
Messenger RNA from Prunus armeniaca (apricot), 411 nucleotides. Lineage: Eukaryota; Viridiplantae; Streptophyta; Magnoliopsida; Rosales; Rosaceae. The record is from the annotation of a GenBank genome assembly.